This is a messenger RNA of Capsella rubella, 835 nucleotides long. Its product is annotated as vesicle transport protein SFT2B. Gene Ontology annotation, cellular component: membrane. The record is from RefSeq and is a predicted model, not a curated record. The coding region runs from base 68 to 559 and encodes 163 amino acids. Gene Ontology annotation, biological process: vesicle-mediated transport. The transcript has 6 exons. NCBI's taxonomy places the organism in Eukaryota, Viridiplantae, Streptophyta, Magnoliopsida, Brassicales, Brassicaceae.
AACAUAUUUCUAUUUUCAACGGUGAACUCUCCGAUCAUCGGGAAAAAAAAAAAACAGUAAUCAAAAGAUGCAGAAGCUGAACGAUCUCUUCUCCGGUGGCGGAGACGGCGACGGAACAACUGAUAGUUUCCUUGAAGAUGGAUCGGAGGGUCUCUGUUCUCUCACCCAUAUCCAGAGGAUGUACGCAUUCGCUGCUUCUUUGGCCACUGGUUUGCUUCUCAUGUUUCUGUCUAUGAUUGUAUUUGCUAUCCCCAUCAAAUUUGCACUGCUCUUCACAUUUGGGAAUGUUCUUGCUGUUGGAAGCACAGCCUUCCUCAUGGGACCUGAGCAACAGAUGAAUAUGAUGUUGGACCCUGUUCGUAUCUACGCGACAUCCAUUUAUAUUGGAUGUGUUGGUAUAGCACUCAUCUGUGCUCUCUUGAUCCACAGCAAAAUUUUAACGGUCCUUGCGAUCCUAUGCGAGAUUUGUGCACUGAUAUGGUACAGCCUCAGUUAUAUUCCAUUUGCACGGAGAAUGGUCUCUGAAAUAAUGAUCCGUCUCUGCGACACGGAGUUAUGAUCAAGUCAUCUGGCAGCAAACACAAAGCAAGUAAAUUGUAUUUACUGGUCUCAAGAACUUGAGAUCUGAUUUUUCUGAACAGAAUCUUGUUUGUCUUUUGACCUGAUUGGGUGAAAAUCAGAAGGAAUGCAGAUUGAGUUUUUUAUAUUGGGAUUUGGGAUCUUGAAGCUCUUGUGUGUAUUUUGUUGCUUCAAGCUCUUUUCCUGCUUUAGUCUCAACCAUUGUUUGGAAUUUCGUGUGAUCAAAUACUAUGAUUUCUUUUAUUCAAUUUACACA